UUGGUGGUGGACUAUAUCAGCUCAGAGGGGAGGAAUUUAAACAUGAUGCGGAGAAGGUCGGGAGGCAGACACAGAAAGAGGACACAGAACCAGAGAAACGGACAUCAUGAAACUGCACACUGCUCUACUGCUGAUUUGUCUGUUUAGGACAAGCUUUGCUCUGCCAGUCCAGAUUGGAAUUAUUGCGAGCAAUAGCAAUGAGAUCCUGAGACUGAAUGCAUUAGCUCUUGCAGCUAUGGGACAAGCGCAGGGCUCUUCAAUAUUGCCCCAGUUUGUGCUGCAGCAGCAGCAGCCUGAGGUGCUGCUCACCCCACAGGUGGUGAACUUAAACCCUCAAGUGGCAGGUCCUUUCGGUCCCCAGGGACCCCAACUGCUUGUCCCCAACCAGGGCAACCAACUUACACGUUUGCUUUUCCCCAAUGGUCAACAAGAACAGCUUGGACCCCCACAGGACCCCAACAAUCCUAAUGUUCCUCAGCAGGCACAAAACCCUAUGCAGAUGUUUCCACAGUUUCAGUAUCCAUCUUACAGAUUUCCUCAGUUUCAUAGGCCUCAGGGUUUCCCUUACUUUGUACCAGGUUAUGGCUAUCCCCAGCAGAGGAAUAAUCCAGGGCUGCAGCCCAACAACGGCCAGCAGAACCUGGAAAGAACGACACAGAGACCACAGCUCCCUCUGCAGGCCUCCAAGCCAAAGCCACAGACAGAAGAUACAUGGCCACUGGGGCCAAAGAAAGAGUCUGCUACAGUUCCUCCUGAUCCUCGUGGUGAUGCAACUGGUCCUGGGGUUGAUGAGGGCCAGGUUAACUUCCCAUUCCUGUUUGAGCCUUAGAUGUCAAAGCUACAAGAUCAUUAGGCAAAAAAUGAGCAACCCUGUAUUCGGCCACAGCCUGACUGAAACUUGCAGACAUUCUACUGUUUUUUUCCAUUGCUUUCAUACCAUGUUAAAUAAAGACAUUUGUCAAAUAAA
Molecule: messenger RNA, 967 nt
Organism: Oreochromis aureus
Lineage: Eukaryota; Metazoa; Chordata; Actinopteri; Cichliformes; Cichlidae
Gene: odam
Product: odontogenic, ameloblast associated
Exons: 10
Coding region: 107-829 (240 amino acids)
Source: RefSeq, a predicted model, not a curated record